Molecule: messenger RNA, 3690 nt
Organism: Didymodactylos carnosus
Lineage: Eukaryota; Metazoa; Rotifera; Eurotatoria; Philodinida; Philodinidae
Source: the annotation of a GenBank genome assembly
AUGCUACCAUCCGUCAGAAGAAUUGACCUGGAUAAGUUACAAAGUAUGCUCGAAACAAAACCACCGAUAUCAAAAGCCAAGAUGAUGUCAAUAACAAAAGCAGCAAUUAAGAGUAUCAAAUUUUACAAACAUGUUGUGAUGAAUGUUGAAAAAUUUAUUGCAAAAUGUAAACCAGAAUAUAAGAUUCCUGGAUUAUAUGUGAUUGAUUCGGUUAUUAGACAGUCGAGGCAUCAAUAUGGAUUAGAAAAAGAUGUUUAUGGUGCUCGAUUUGCUAAAAAUAUUGUGACAACAGUACAAAAUAUACAUAAAUGUCCUUCAGAAGAAAAAGUAAGAGUUAUGCAUAACAAAAUUACGCGUGUGUUAAAUUUAUGGCAAAAGAAUAGUAUAUUUGUUCCUGAUUUAUUGAGACAAUUAUUUGAAAUUCACAAUAAUGGCGUUGUCACUGAUUUAAAACCCGAUUUAUUAGCAUUAUUUGACGACAAGAAGAGUGAUAAAGCUUCAUUUGACUCAUCUGGAUCAUCUUCAAAUCAUCAAUUGAAUCGUUUUCAAGAAUUACGUGAAACGUUAAUACGUGCUCAAGCUAAAGGCGACACAGAUACAACGUCAAUAUUAACAGAAAUACAACAAAUAACAAAUCAAUUAUUAGAAUCGCAAAAGAAAUCAGAUGGUAGUAUCAAUAAUAAUAAUACAUCAGCAAUUUCAGCAGCUAGUACAACAAAGUCAGAAACAAUGCCCUCACUUGUUGGCAGUGUAUUGGACGAUUUUGAUUAUGGUUCUGAUGAAGAUGAUGAACAAUUACUAGCUGGAAAAGCAAUUGCUCGACAACAAGCGUCUCAAUCAUUUUCUCAACCCCCAACAACAUCUCUUGGACAAGUUUCCAACAUGCAGCCGCCAUCAAAUCAACUCCACUUUGCAACAUCUAGUUCCGAUCAGAGAUAUCUACAACCGCCUGUCUUGUACAAUAACAACUCAUCAUCAUUUUCCGGCGCCAAUGUUUUGUUUCCAAUGUCAUUUGAUCCAAGUCGACCUCCUCCUGUAUUUUAUCAGAAUGCACAACAAACUCUUCUGCCAUCAACUCAACAAUAUCCACAACAACAAAACUUGCAACAACAACAUGAUUAUAGUCAUCACACAUCACAUCGAAGACCAUCACAUGAGCCCAAUGAUGUUGACCUAAGACCAGAAGAUAUGGAUGCCGAUAGUUUUGAUGAAUCACCGCAACCACCUCGUACAAAUGAUAGACAUUAUCCUCGCGGACAUAGACGUUCGCGAUCAAGAUCCGGUUCAAGAGAUCGUAAACGUCAACGUUCAUCGUCAGGCUCAGCUAAUAAACGUGACGCUGCGGCAUCUCGUUUAAAAGAAACCGAACGGAAAGAACGUCGUCGAAAAGGUUUACCACCACUAAAAGAAGAUCAUCUUGUUGUUAGUUCCAGAACAUUAUGGUUAGGUCAUCUUCCGAAAAUGAUCACGGAAAUGGAUUUACGUGAGACACUUGAACCACAUGGUGAAAUUAAUGACAUCAACAAUAUACCACCGCGUGGUUGUGCGUUUGUAUGUUUUAAAGAGAGACAAGAUGCGGCUAGAUGUCUGGAAAAAAUGAAAGAUUUUAAAUUUCAAGGAAAUCCAAUUAAAAUUGCAUGGGCAACGAACAAAGGUGUUAAAGAUCGCUUUAAGGAUUAUUGGGAUGUUGAACAUGGUUGUACUUAUAUACCAUAUAAUGAAUUAAAAGAUGUUAUUAGUACAACGAGUUUGGAAAGUUUGGCUGAAGGUGGUGUUAUUGAUGACGAAUCGAUUCCAGCUUUUUUAAAAUCACCAUCCAUGCCAUCAGCAGCAUCGACCAAUAAAACUAUCUUACAUACACCUCAACCUGGUCUGUUACCGCCCCCACCUCCUUCGUUUCCCGAUCAAGUGCUCGUUGCCCAUACACCGCCAAAUAUUUUAAUUCCAAACGCACAUUUUGAUACGCCAGGAGGACGUUCACAACAGCAGCAACAACAGCGAGAUUUAUCUGCAGAAAUUCAAGCAACGCAAAACGGACAAUUAUCUCACCAACAUCCAUCUUUAUUACAAGCGCCAUCAACAGCAAGCAUCGUUCGUACUAGUCUCCCAGGACAGUUGCAACAGCAGCAGCAAGAGAUUCCUCUAAUGUCACAAUCUGGUUUUCAAGCUGGCGUACCUGUGCAAAUGUUACCUCAUCUCAUUCAAGUACAAUCGAUGUCUGGUCAUCCACAACUUCAACAAGUUCAACUUGUUCAACGAAUCGCGGGAACCGUAUUACCAAAUGGACAAAUUAUUCGUCAAGUUCCAUUUGGUCAUAUGGUUUCUCAACAAGGUCUACAAUUGCAUCACAGUGCUGCGGAUAUUAAAGAAUUAAACAGUCAAGGCAUCGCUGGUGGUCCAACAUUAAUUCAGCUUCAACCUUCUGGAGCUACCGGACACCAAACAUCUUUAAUUCGAACUACACAACAAGAUUCAAAUGACUUUCUUUCAAAUAUGACAAUGCCAUCUGUAAUCAAUCGUCAAUCUCCUCGUUCAAAUCAAAUACCUAGUGAUGAUGAACAACAGUCACAACAAAGGACAGCCUUUACUCUUACUCGUCAUGAUCAAUCUGUAAUUGAAAAUCAAGGAGAUAAUAUAGGUUUUAAUAGUGAAGAGAUAGCGUCUCAAAUGCGAAUUUCGCCAAUAAAUCUUGUUCAACAUCAACAACGUCCUACAAUGUUUCAUCACCAACAUCCACAUCAAACACACAAUGGACCACGUUUCCAAUCGUCUACACAAUUUAUUGCUACUGUGGGUGGUCAACCAUUAAUUGCAAAUCAAGCACGUGGUGGACCAAUUUUGAUACGAACACAAGAUGGACAAUCAAUAUUACCCUCAUCUAAUUCUCCAUCAACACCACAGAAGCAACAAAAUCCGUUUGCGCGUGGAGCGCUUCUACCGACUCCACCUAACGUUUCUGAAUCAGAAAAUUUACUUCAUGAUACUCCUCCAUCUGGACGCUACCAUACAGAUCGUUUUGAUCAACAACAAGAUGAUAAUACUUCAAUCGAAAAAGAUGAUGAAGAUAAUCGUUCGUCGUAUCGAGGACGUGGUGGACCCAGACGACCGUUUUACAAUCGAGGUGGCCCCAUGACACGUGGAAACAGAGGAAAUCGAGGAGGUUAUGAUCGACAAGAUAGUGGAGGUCGAGGACAGUAUCAUCGGGGAGAUUUUCGUACUGGUCGUGGCGGUGCACAUGAAACAAUGAGAGGAAGAACUGCAGGCGGAGGCGGCGGUCGGUAUCGUGGCGGCAACAUGCCAUCGAGAUUUAGUGAAAAUACCGAUAGGCGUCGACCACGUAGUCCAUCAUCAAGUGGACAGCAUUAUAAUCGUGGAAAUGAGCGUUUAAGAGAUGAUAUGAGAAAUGAUGAUUAUCAUCGUCGCGGCGGUCAACAUCGAUAUACACAACAAUCGCAACAGUUUAAUUUCAGUGAACGUGAAUCUCGUCGUUUACCGGAAGAAGCAUUACGUCCAGAUAAACCACAAUUUGAAACAAGAAAUGACUAUCGUUCAAAUCGCUCGAUUGAUGAUCUAACAACAACUCAUAAUAAUAACAAACUUGACACAUCAUCAUCGAUACCCUCAGAUAUUAUAAUAAAUUCAGAUGAUAAUAAAAAAUCGAAGAAUGAAGGUAUUGCCGGUGAAAAUUAA